AUGAUGUUUGUGUCUUGGUCAGACCAGAACAACAUUCUCAUCUACCGGACAUUCGAAGAUUUUAAGAGGUUCCAUAAAGAACUGAAGAAAAAGUUCCCCAUCGAGAGUGGCUCAGUCAGGAGCUCUGACCGGACCAUACCCAGGUUUAGAGAUGCAAAUGUGAAGCACAGGAAGAGUGGGAAGCUGAAGAGGUGCCUGGAGAUACUGAAGCUGCUGGAAACUUACUGCCAGGAGCUGCUGAAAACAGAUGCUAAAAUUUCCCAGGGUGAAGAUGUGAUUCAGUUUUUCAAGGCACAGACCCAAGACCUAGAUCCCUCCUUUCCUGAAAACAGUGUUGUGAUCAUGCCAUCAGAAAUUGGAGCAAAAAGCCAGGGACAGCAGCAGCUCUCCUCCAUCACCCACCCCCAGGCAUCCCAGAGCUACAGAUGCAUCGAAACCUUUGAAACCAAGGACACCAAGAACAAACCUUUCAAAGCCACUGAGAAGGAAAUCCUUGAAGUGCUCAUCAAGGACAUGACUGGAUGGUGGCUAGUGGAAAAUGCUGACAAGCAGAUAGCCUGGUUCCCAGCCUCCUACCUGGAAGAGAUUGACAUCCACAGGGACAUCCAGAACGCCCUGAGCUCAAAUGAGGAGGUCCCUGCCUGGAGCUCUGACUCCUCUGACCAGCUCCACCUCCCUGAGCACACCGGUCACGGGGACCCUCGGGCUGAGGAGAUGCUGGGACCCAGGGAGGGAGGCACCUUCUCCAGGAGAUACAACGGCUGUACUGGCUACAUGCCCUCCAUGUGUCUCCAGCCCUACAAGAAUCCUCACCACAAGCUCCAGAGCAUCAUACACUCUGGGCUCAACGUCUCCACCCCGAACCUCUGCUCCUCGAUCGCUCCCCAGCCCCAGGGGGAGGCCCUGGGACGUCGCAGGGUGCAGGCUCACUCUGCCCUUCACCAGACCGAAGAGGACGUGAGCUCUCUGAGAAGCAGAUCGAGGUCUCUGCCCGGGGCCAGCUCCACCUCAGACCUGGAGUCUGACAGCUCUUCCCUCAGCUCGGGGAGCAGCGGCGAGCGGGACGGCCGGCUGAGCUGGAAGCCUGACUUGUCGAGAUCUCUGCCUGAAGUGGAACAGGCCAGGAGCUCCCUCCUGGGCCGUGCCUCGGCCACGCACAGCAGCAAGGCUCCCCACCUCACCCCCAAGGAUAGGAACGAUUCUGGCUUCGUGGAGUCAUCUGCAGCUGACCUAAGCUGCUCCCUGACCGACCCCGACUCGGCCACAAGCGUCCCCAAGGUGCCCGCGCGGCCCUCGGCCCACGAGAUCCUCCAGAGGUGCAGCACGGUCACAAAGAGAGCCCUGCAGCAGUCCUCCUCCCGGCCUGCCCUCCAGGCCCUGCUCCCCCUGCCCGGGGUGCACUGA
Molecule: messenger RNA, 1404 nt
Organism: Merops nubicus (carmine bee-eater)
Lineage: Eukaryota; Metazoa; Chordata; Aves; Coraciiformes; Meropidae
Gene: NOXO1
Product: NADPH oxidase organizer 1
Exons: 7
Coding region: 1-1404 (467 amino acids)
Biological process (GO): superoxide anion generation
Molecular function (GO): protein binding; superoxide-generating NADPH oxidase activator activity; phosphatidylinositol binding
Source: RefSeq, a predicted model, not a curated record